AAUCUAUUUACUGCGAACCUGCUGCAACCUUGCUAGACAGACAACUUUGUGAAAACUGAAAAACCUGAAGGAGUUCAUGGGCUAAGGGAUCAAAAUGAUCUCCUUCAGCUGCUUGAGGCUGUCCACUGCAAAGGGGACGAGACAAGUAUUUACCUUAGCGGUAAAAACACCACAGACAAAAAGCGAAAUACUGAAAUCUAAAUCUGCUCUGAAAGAAGUGGUACGAAGGAUUUCAUUGUCAAAAGUGGUACAUGGAGAUUAUCCUAGUUUUUGGGGCCCCGGCCAUAUUGGUGUCCCAAGAUUUGGACCCAGACUAAAGGAUUUUCAUUUUCAUGAUCACAUACUUCAGUAUGCAUGGAUUGCUGCAGUUCCAGUCGCCUUGAUGGGGCUUUACAGCCUGUAUAUUGGUCCAGCUGAAUUAAAAGACAUCCCUGAAGGUUACGAGCCCCGUCACUGGGAAUAUUACAGAACUCCUGUUCAGAGAUUUAUGCACAAGUGGCUGUACCAAUCUUAUGAACAAGCAUAUGAGAGAAACCUCCACAUCCUUGACCUUAAGUAUAGGAAGGCCGAAUCGAAGAAAAAAUAUUGGAUUGUAAGCAAUCACAUGCGGUACAACUUUAGAUACAAGGGAUGGUACUACCUAAUCGAUAGAAGAAUUGAGGAUGUAUUGAUGUUUGAUGAACUCGAGAAAAAGCAUGGCAUGUUCAGAGAAUAUUUCUACGGACGACCCCCUAUGGAUAGGUCAAACCCUACAGAUCGUCAUAUGUAAAAAACAAUUUGUGAAGAUUAAAGUAUUGUUGACAACUA
This is a messenger RNA of Magallana angulata, 807 nucleotides long. Its product is annotated as NADH dehydrogenase [ubiquinone] 1 beta subcomplex subunit 5, mitochondrial-like. NCBI's taxonomy places the organism in Eukaryota, Metazoa, Mollusca, Bivalvia, Ostreida, Ostreidae. Bases 95 to 769 code for a protein of 224 amino acids. The record is from RefSeq and is a predicted model, not a curated record. The transcript is spliced from 6 exons.